UCCAACACAAUUGCCUUCGCUAAUUACGAACUCUUCUCCGUGCAUCUUUUCUUCCUAUCAUUUAUAUUUGGCAAAACACAAAACGGAGAAAUGGCAAAAUCCGCUGAGGAGCAAAACCAAGUGAAGGCUUUUGGAUGGGCAGCCAGGGAUCCAUCUGGAGUCCUCUCUCCCUUCAAUUUCUCCAGAAGGGCCAUUGGAGAGAAAGACGUGAAGUUCAAGGUUUUGUAUUGUGGGAUUUGUCACUCAGACCUUCACUGUAUCAAGAAUGAAUGGGGCAGCACCAUCUAUCCUUGUCUCCCUGGGCACGAGAUUGUAGGGGUAGUGACAGAGGUGGGUAGCAAGGUCCAAAAAUUCAAAGUUGAUGAUAGAGUUGGGGUGGGUGGCAUGGUUGGAUCAUGUCACUCUUGUGAUAGCUGCGCUGACCAUCUCGAAAACUAUUGUCCUAAGAUGAAGUUGACUUACAACUCUAUCUUUUAUGAUGGAAACCCCUUGUUUGGCGGUUUCUCCAACAUCAUGGUGGCCACCGAGCAUUUUGUCAUCCGUAUUCCAGACAACUUACCUCUUGAUGCUUCUGCCCCUUUGCUUUGUGCCGGCAUGACUACUUAUAGCCCACUCAAACACUUUGGACUCGACAAGCCUGGCUUGCAUGUGGGUGUGGUUGGCCUUGGUGGACUAGGCCAUAUGGCUGUUAAAUUUGCCAAGGCCUUGGGGGUUAAAGUGACGGUGAUAAGUACCUCACCUACCAAGAAACGGGAAGCAAUCGAACAUCUUGGUGCCGAUUCAUUUUUGGUUAGCCAUGAACAAGAUGCGAUGCAGGCUGCUAUGGACACAAUGGAUGGCAUGAUUGAUACAGUCUCUGCUCCACACCCUCUUCUACCAUUGAUUAGCUUAUUGAAGUCUCAUGGAAAGUUGGUAAUGGUCGGUGCCCCAGAUAAGCCACUUGAGCUUCCCGUCUUUCCUCUUCUUAUGGGAAGGAAGAUAGUGGCUGGGAGUAUCAUCGGGGGCAUAAAAGAGACACAAGAAAUGUUUUAUUUUGCCGCAAAACACAACAUAGGAGCAGAUAUUGAAGUGAUUCCAAUGGAAUAUGUAAACACUGCAAUGGAGCGCCUGCAGAAAGCUGAUGUUAGAUAUCGCUUUGUUAUAGACAUAGGCAACACGCUAGAAGCGGCCUAGUUUGACCUGUCUUUGUGUGCCACUCUUGUUGGUGCAAGAGUCAUGUUUUUGUUUUCUUUCUUUCUUUUGCCUACAGUCAAGUAAGUGAUACGAAGAGUUCGUACCAGUGAAUUUUAAGUUCAAUUCUUGCCCUUCUAGUGAAGUAAAGUCUCACAUCUACAAUUUAUCUUA
Diospyros lotus (date-plum) is the source of this 1344-nucleotide messenger RNA. Its product is annotated as probable mannitol dehydrogenase. The transcript has 5 exons. Gene Ontology annotation, molecular function: zinc ion binding; cinnamyl-alcohol dehydrogenase activity. NCBI's taxonomy places the organism in Eukaryota, Viridiplantae, Streptophyta, Magnoliopsida, Ericales, Ebenaceae. Bases 91 to 1173 code for a protein of 360 amino acids. Gene Ontology annotation, biological process: lignin biosynthetic process. The record is from RefSeq and is a predicted model, not a curated record.